GGUCCACUCCCCCGCUAUUUGGUAAAACGUGUAUUUUAAUUAUCAAUCUUCAACCAUAUGUAGGUAUGGCCUAAUAUAGUCACACUAUAUAUAGUCUUGAUUUCGGUUAGAACUGUUGAAAUUUGUGAAAAUGAGCUUUAAAACGCAACCCAAAGGAUUCGCAACCAAAUCCAUUCAUGCCGGCCAAGAUCCGGAACAGUGGAAAUGUAAUGCUGUUAUCCCAUUGAUAUCUUUAAGCACAACUUUUAAACAAGAUGGACCAGGAGAACAUAGAGGCUAUGAAUAUUCACGUAGUGGAAAUCCAACCCGAAAUGUGCUGGAAGAAUGUUUGGCUGCCCUCGAUAAUGCCAAAUAUGGAUUGACAUUUUCAUCGGGAUUGGGCGCGACUACUGUCGUCCUGACUAUGUUGAAUGCGGGUGAUCAUAUUAUUAUGGGAGACGAUGUUUAUGGUGGAACCAAUAGGUUGAUAAGGCAGGUAGCUUCUCGUUUAGGGUUAUCUGCUUCAUUUGUCGAUCCCACGAAUUUGGAUGGACUAAGAAAUGCAUUCAAACCAGAGACAAAGCUUGUUUGGAUUGAGUCACCCACGAACCCUUUGAUUAAAAUUGCGGAUAUUAAAGCCAUAAGCAACAUCUGUCGCCAGGUUGGAGAUCAUAUCACACUGGCCGUGGACAAUACGUUCUUGACAUCCUAUUUCCAAAGGCCUCUGGAGUUGGGUGCGGAUUUGGUUUGCUAUUCGCUAACAAAGUAUAUGAAUGGACACACUGACGUGGUCAUGGGUGGCAUCACAAUGAAUUCCGAAAAGCUUUACGAAAAGCUAAAGUUCCUACAGAAUGCUGUUGGAAUUGUUCCCUCCCCCUUCGAUUGCUAUCAGGUAAAUCGCAGUCUUAAGACUCUUGCCCUACGUAUGGAACAACAUCAAAAGAAUGCCAUUGCCGUGGCCAAAUUUCUGGAAUCCCAUUCGUUUGUGGAGAAGGUACUUCACCCGGCUCUACCUUCACAUCCUCAGCAUAAGAUUGCCCUGCAGCAGACAUAUGGCUACAGUGGAGUUUUUUCAUUCUACAUUAAAGGCGAAUUGAAACAUUCUACUGCUUUCCUAAAGGCUCUGAAAAUUUUCACCCUAGCCGAGAGUCUGGGAGGUUAUGAAAGUUUAGCCGAAUUGCCAUCUGUCAUGACACAUGCAUCCGUUCCAGCUGAGGAUAGAAAAACAUUGGGAAUCUCUGAUGCACUUAUCCGUUUAUCUGUCGGUCUGGAGGAUGCUGAAGAUUUGAUAAAUGACCUUAAGCUAGCUCUGGAGAUUGCAGAAAAAGCUUAAAAAUUGUCCAUGUAUUUCUGUAACCAUAUAAUGGAAUAAACGGGUUUAAAAUAGUAUAA
Messenger RNA from Drosophila willistoni, 1371 nucleotides. It is a transcript of the gene Cth, whose product is annotated as cystathionine gamma-lyase. Gene Ontology annotation, molecular function: cystathionine gamma-lyase activity; pyridoxal phosphate binding. Gene Ontology annotation, biological process: transsulfuration. The transcript is spliced from 2 exons. Gene Ontology annotation, cellular component: cytoplasm. Bases 131 to 1312 code for a protein of 393 amino acids. The record is from RefSeq and is a predicted model, not a curated record. NCBI's taxonomy places the organism in Eukaryota, Metazoa, Arthropoda, Insecta, Diptera, Drosophilidae.